Molecule: messenger RNA, 4472 nt
Organism: Culicoides brevitarsis
Lineage: Eukaryota; Metazoa; Arthropoda; Insecta; Diptera; Ceratopogonidae
Exons: 4
Coding region: 1-4326 (1441 amino acids)
Biological process (GO): cell-matrix adhesion
Cellular component (GO): extracellular region; basement membrane
Molecular function (GO): serine-type endopeptidase inhibitor activity
Source: RefSeq, a predicted model, not a curated record
AUGUUGCAAUCAUCAUCAACAGAGAUUUUAAAAAGUACAGUUCUAGUCCUGAUUUUAGUUGAAUUAGCGUUUUUUGCUACCACAGCAGCGGCAGAUUCGCGCAAUUCCUUUAGUAGUAAUGAAAAUUUAGAUUCCUUAACAGCAUGCCAGCACCUGAAACGAGCGGAAACGCGUCGCGCCAAAGCCCUCGGUGACAACGGCACCAGCGUUAGAAUACCAAAAUGCGCAAAAGACGGCGAUUUUGAGCGAAUCCAGUGCUCCAACGACAUCGAAUCGGCCGACGAAUGUUGGUGCGUUGACGAUUACGGGCUCGAAAUAACCGGAACUCGUACAACCGACAAAGCCAACAUCACGUGCGAGGUGCAAAUCGAUUGUCCGGCAUCAUCUUGUCGCAUGUUCUGUCCCGCUGGAUUCGCCAAAGAUCUGCGAAGUGGCUGUCCGAUUUGCAAAUGUCGUGAUCCGUGUGAAGGUUUGAAGUGUCCUCGAGGCACAGAAUGCCAACCAAUGAACGUGAAAUGUCGUUCGGAGCCUUGUCCGCCGGUUCCUUCGUGCCGGAAAGCAAAAAGUUUGAGCGAUUUGUGUCCGUAUGGACAACCGUUGCCAAUUAAUGGAGAAAUUCGACCAUUUUUGUGUGGAUUGGAUCCGGGAAAACCCACGUGUCCUCCAUUGUAUAAAUGUCUCGUUCAAUCUGGCAACGAUUAUGGCGUUUGUUGUCCUGGAUCAGUAAAUUACGAGAAACCCGGGAUGUGCCCUGCGGGAAAUGGACCGAUGCAAGUUUACGGACAAUGCGGAAGCAGUUGCCGAUCGGAUAUCGAAUGUCCCCAAAUGGAAAAAUGUUGCUUUAAUCCGUCGUGCGGGCAAUCUUGUCAGCAACCGAUGAACAUUACGGUGUGUCAUCAAGUCAAACUCUUGUCCGAAGUGCUUUCCAUCAAUGAACGCGAAGGUCGUGGUUACAUUCCAGACUGCAGCGGACCAAAUGGAAACUUUGCCGGGAAGCAGUGCAGUCGAAACGGGCUCGUUUGUUGGUGCGUCGAGCCCAUUAAUGGCAAUAAGAUCGAAGGAACGAUGGGAGCUGCGGAAAUGGUGAAUUGCGAUAAUGUUCAAGUGCCCGUGAGAAGCAGUAGCAGAAGUUUGGAUGGCGGAUGUGACAAACACAUUUGCGCUGCUGUGUGUGAAUAUGGAUUUAAGAACGAUCACCGAGGAUGUCCAACCUGCGAAUGUUCCGAACCUUGCGAAAACUUCAAAUGCCCCAUGGGCACUCAUUGCGAAAUCGCCGUCGACCCGGAAUGCUACGACAGCAGCCUUUGCUCUUCCGAACCUGUCUGCAAACCAAAUUUGGUCUAUUCUAACCCAUGUGACAUUGGCGUCCCAUUAGCUGAUAACGUCACGAGCGAACUUUUGUACUGUCAUCAAGCCCUUCGUGAGAGUCGCGAAUACCAACAACGCUCGUUUUGGGAUGAAGAUUCCGUCGAAUCAGGAGCCCGAUCGCUCUCCAACACAAUCGAAUGCCCCUCGGACUACGAAUGUACGAAACUUCACAAAGAAUCUGGCAGCGUUUGUUGUCCCACACCUCAGGAAUCUGCUGUCGAAGAAGAUUACGAUCGUCAACAAUCAAUGUGCGAAUAUUUGCGGGACUUUAGUGAACGCAUGGAAGGCACCGAGGAAGGCAUGACUUUGGCAAUUACACCUCCAACCUGCAAAAAUGACGGCUUAUACGAAUCAAUGCAGUGCAAACGCAAAAUCGUUCAAGUAAAACCCUCAGAGGAAAAACGAGUGCUCGAAAAUAAAAGCAUUCGUGAAAUGCGAAAAUUAUUAUCGAAAGAAAAAAGGUCACGUCGCGACGUAGAAACCUCAGAGAAAAAUCGUUCAGCAAAAAUCAUCGAAAAUUUCGACGUUUCUGAUCAAACUUUAACCACAAAAACGCGAAAACGUCGUCCCGCUACGGAAUCUGUGGUCGCCAUCGAGAUCGAGGAAUGUUGGUGCGUCGACAAUUUCGGUACAGAAAUCCCCAAAACUCGCAGCGACAACACCACACUCGAAUAUUGCAACGAUUUACGUGAGGAACUCGAAUGCCUGGAUGUCACAUGUCGCAUGGCAUGCGAUUACGGCUUCAUUUUGGACCCCGUUACUCGUUGCCCCAGCUGCGAAUGUCGUUCCCCCUGCGACGGCGUCGAAUGCGGCGAAGGUCACGAAUGUCGUAUCGUCGAAGUCUCGUGCGAAAAUGAAUAUUGCCCGCCGGUGCCUGCCUGCAUGCCCCGCAAACCAGGCCAAUGUCCGUAUUUGGUGCCCCCCGGACUGGAAAAUAUCGAUUCUGAUUCUUGCGAUUUCGAGUGUCGCUCGGAUUAUCACUGCGACGGCACAAAACGUUGCUGUUCGAAUGGCUGCGGAACACAAUGCGUCGAACCAGAGCUAAAAACGGCAUGUCAACACUUGCAAUCGCUGCAGAUGCAUCAGUCAAUUGAGCUCGGAGUACCUGCGAAAGACAAAUAUAUCGCGCAAUGCAAUGCCGAAGGUGGUUUUGAGACCGUGCAAUGUGGUCCGAGCAACGUUUGUUGGUGCGUUGAUGAAUUUGGCAAGGAAAAAAGUGGCACCCGAACAUCCCAAGGACGACCAAAUUGCGAAAUUAUGGCGAGAAGUGAUUGUGGAAAUAUUUCGUGUGCCCCCUGCGAACACGGAUAUGUCAUCGACGAGAACGGAUGUCGCACGUGUCAAUGUAAGGAGCCUUGUAAGGACAUUAGUUGCCCUCGCGGCGAGAAAUGCGAACUGAUAAAGGUCGAAUGUACCGACCAGCAAUACUGUUCGUUGCCAAUUUGCACCCCAAUUCGUGAUUCGGUGUGCAUGGAAGGCCUUCCCUUCAAGAUUGAAGGUCGCGAAUUGAUGUGCGGACCGGAUCGUGACCUUGAUUCGUGUCCUUCGACGCAUACAUGUCAAAUUGACCCAAAUACAAAACGGGGAGUUUGUUGCCCGAAAACCCGAGAUUCGUGUUUUGAGUCAAUUUCAUCGUCUUGUAGUCAAGCCAGCUCGUCAAAAACCGACGAUAUGGUCACAAAAUGGCGUUUCAGUCCGAAACAUAAUAAAUGUAUCCCCUUUUCGAUCCCCAAACACUCAAACUGCCAGAUGAAAAAUAUGUUUGACAGCGAUUUCAAUUGCAAUGCCGUCUGUCCCGUGUUAUCGCAAUGCGAAAGACUCAAAUUAAAAAAUUCUCUCGUCGCCAAACGCUCCGGACAAACAAACGCUUGGUUCCAACCGAGAUGCGAUGACGUCACUGGCUCAUGGAACCCCGUCCAAUGCUUGGGAGACACGAAAAAUGACACUUCCAAUAUGCGAGUUUGUUGGUGCGCCGACAAAAAAGGCGCCCCCAUCAAAGGUUCCUUGGUCAAAGGAGCCGAACCGAUUUGCAAUCAUCGUCAAGCUCGUCGCCGUUUGGAUCCAGGAGCGCAAAUCACCGAUCCCUUCAUGGAAGAACUCAUCCGGCAAGUCACUUUCUUGAGCGAUGACAACCAUUUAACGGAAGAUUUCGAAUACGAAGUUGACGAAUACGCAACAACGAUGAAAACGAUCACGGAAAAUCUCCAAAAAACCGUUACUGAGCUGCCGAUUCACAAAACGCGGUGUCAAUCCAUUAAGGAACGUGCCUCGUUCGAAGUUUCUUGCGACCAAAAUGGAGCUUUUGUGCCGGAACAAUGCGAUCGGAGUAAAUGUUGGUGUGUGGAUGCAGCAGGAAAUCAAGUUUCAGGCACUUUUGUAAAGGGCAGCAAGACUUGCGAUCAUAUCCCCAUCGAUUCGAUUGAAAUUGAACUUUUGUUGAAGAACGAGAAAAAGCUGCCGAACCUUUAUGACGUCAUUCGACAGGAUUUGACGACGAUUUUUGGCAGUAAUCCUUUUAACUUGCGCGUUAAAGAUAACGAAGAUGGAACAAUUUUAGUGAAAUUUGAUCUUUUGGACGAAUUAAAGAUCGAUCAGGCUUUUGCUCUUGAAGAAGCUAUCAAAAAAUCGCAAGUCACCCUUUUCCAAGGUCAAUUAGUCCCAGAUAUCACCGAUUCCACGUUCAGAUUAAAGACAGCAGAAAAUGCCCCGAAAACCUCGUCACUCAAUGGAAUGCCCCAAAAUGCCUUCCACACAGUCGUUUUUAUUCUGGCAACAACGUCCGCCUUCAUCGUCAGUUUGUUCGUGAUUUAUGUGAUGCUGAAACGCGGAAAAACCGUCAAAAGUUACGACUCGAACAAGACGUUUGUGCCGAUGAACGAUAAAAAUUUGGAUUAUACGUCGCCGAUUUUUGUGCUGAGUCCGGAGGAUAAAAGGACGAUAAAACCGAUGAAUGAGUGAUUUUUUGAACGGAUUGUAAAAAAAAUAAGAAGAGUUUAAGUUAAAAUAAUUUAUAAGAGCUUAUUCGAUUUGUUUGGGGGUAAGAGGGACUUUUCUUCUAGAUUUUCUUUUUUUUAAUGAAUUCUUUGAUGGAAUUCAGAUUUACU